Aspergillus ruber CBS 135680 is the source of this 651-nucleotide messenger RNA. RefSeq lists its product as uncharacterized. The coding region runs from base 1 to 651 and encodes 216 amino acids. The transcript has 2 exons. NCBI's taxonomy places the organism in Eukaryota, Fungi, Ascomycota, Eurotiomycetes, Eurotiales, Aspergillaceae. The record is from RefSeq and is a predicted model, not a curated record.
AUGGCUGGCCUUGGUCCACCCUACGGGUUCGCACUACGCAGAAAAGGCUUCUGCCUUGAAAAUGAAUCAGGCAAUAAUACAACAGUGGACGGGUUCCGCCGAUGCUGUCCCAAGCCCAGUGUUGAAAGUUCAGGCGCAUGUUGUCCGGGGACCGAUAGCUGUACACAGGAAAUCAAAAACUCACCACACUGUGCCAACGAAAGCUGGGCUCUUUUCCGAAACACCAAGGACAGUGGGUAUUUCUGUUGUUUGCCGGGGACAGAUGGGUAUCUUGCUGGCGAUGGGAAUGGAGUUGGGUGUGAGGAUUCCUAUGUUCCUGACAAUUCUAAUUUGUUGUGGCAGCCGAGAGUUAUUACUGAUGCCGAUAAGCCAACUUGCCCUUCUACUUCAAAUUCGGGCGCUAUCGCAGGUGGCGUAGUUGGUGGUGUUGCUGGGUUAGCAGUCAUUCUUGCCUUGCUUUGGUAUUUCAUGCGUCGUUCAUCACAGAAGCAACUCUCUCAAGAGGAAUUGCCCAUCAAAGAAGCACCAGCGAUACAAUCGGGCCCUGUUCUGUCUUCAGGCAAACCGAGAGAGUUGGACGGUCAAGGUUAUCUGGCGGAGCUGGAAAAUAUUCCUGUCAAUGAGUUGCCGGAAAAUCGAAGGACUCGAUGA